Messenger RNA from Leucoraja erinaceus (little skate), 6362 nucleotides. RefSeq names its product KIAA0586 ortholog. Bases 257 to 5032 code for a protein of 1591 amino acids. The transcript has 31 exons. The record is from RefSeq and is a predicted model, not a curated record. Gene Ontology annotation, biological process: smoothened signaling pathway. Gene Ontology annotation, cellular component: centriole; ciliary basal body. Lineage: Eukaryota; Metazoa; Chordata; Chondrichthyes; Rajiformes; Rajidae.
UCACAGCCGGCAGUCGGUAGCUAGCAAAGCAAAGCUGAGUGGACCGCUUCCUCCUCCAAACAAGCAUCGACCUUUUACUUUCACCCCGCAGGAGAAAAUAUGUUUCUGGACGCUAAUCGUUUGGAAAGUGUCGUGGUUUAAAUAAACUUUGAGGAGCGGGAAGAAGGCGGCGAGACACGGCACCGGGCUGCUGGCUGGUUGGUUGGUUGGUGCUACUCUUUGUCGUCCAGGAGGUGGUGGCAGCUGCCGAGGGCAAAUGGAGCCCUCAGUGCGGGAGAUCGACCACCUCUCCCCUCUUCGGACCUCGGACAGAGCCCCGACAUCGGGGGAGAAUCUGCGCCAAGUUCUCUCUCCACGUCGGGCGGACGACUCUGUUUACAUCCCGCCCGCUUUGCCGGCCAACAGACGACCGUGUAAAAUACUGGCACCCGAUGUGUCAGCAGGAGCAUCUUCACGAGUGCAUGAUUUGGCCAGAACAAAAUCAACUGGGCAGGGAGCACAAAAGGAAGGCAGAUGUGACCAUUACAAGUUACCACUAUGGUGGUCAAAUUCAAGUGAUGUACAUAGAACAGUGGAAGACCUUCCAAAAGCAGCAGCAGAUGGCAGCAAACUCAAAGGAAAUGAUAUUUUGAUUUCCCACUAUACUGGAGGGCAAAAAGAAGCAAUGAAAGCCAUUGUUCAGCGAAAGGUGCUGACUGGUCCCAAAGGAAAAUAUGUGGAAGCGCAACUUCUGGUGAAGCCUUCUUUUGAUGAUAAGGAAUCUUUUACACGGGGUGCGAGAGAGACCAAUUUUUGUUCCAAUACUGUUAUGACCGCAGCUGCCACUGCAUCAGCCAUUGCUGCAACUGCACCUCUGCUUAAGGCUCAGUGUGACCUUGGGGCUAAAAUUGCUGCUCUGACUGAGUUGGUAACUAAACUUCAGGAAAUGGAUCAACAAGUAAAGCACAUCACAGAACAUCAAGCAAAAGUGUCGACUCAGGAUCCAAAGUCCAAGAAUCACAAAGAGAGAGUCAGAGAACUGGAGGCCCAGUUAAGCAUGCUCUCGAAUCAACGACUGAGCCAUUUGGAAAAAAUUCAAGAACGUCAGCUAGAGCUCCAGUCACAAAUGUUCACUUCUGCAUUCACGACAAAUCGCAUUCAUCCAGGUGGUGCGUUGCCAGAACAUUCAGAUACAUUGUUGCAAAGUUCAGCAACGUGUACCGCAGCACGGACAAUGAGUCAAGGACUCCAGCAGUUGCCUGGCAACAACAUCAAACAUGUUUCACUAAGGAAUGUGCCAUCUGACAUCUCUACAGCAACACAAGCUUAUCAGAGUUGUCCAGGUGCAUUUGGCACAGGAAGUUCACUGCAGACCCCAGCACCCCGCAAGUCUGCCCCAGUGCCAAUGUCUAAGGAUGUUCACGUUCAACAGAAGAUGAGGUCUGCUGUUCAGAAAGCAAAAGCAAGUGCAAGGAUUUCUGCAUCUGGACAAGGAGAAAGGAAUUUUUUGGAAAACAUUCUAAAUAAUCAGGAAAAUCCAACAAGUGAGAUCCAUGAUGUAGAGAAAACCAACGUUGCCAUGACAACUGCUAGCAGAUAUCCAGAAAGGUCCAGCUCAAGCAACCCGCUGACUGAAUCGUUUACAACCUUUGUAGACGCCUCUAGGGGUUCUGGAUCAGCAGCUUGCAAAGCCAGCGCAGUUGCACAGAGAGCUACUGAUGUGCUGUGUGACCUUGGUGGACUGAAUGGGGAAAUGCAUGGCAUUCUACAGAGUGUGAGUGCCAAUCAGCACAACAGCCGCAAGCGUAUUGACUCACCGCCUCUGCAAUAUCAUCUGCUCAAGCAACCUACCCUCAGUGCCAAAGGGACCGACUCUAGAUGCUCGCAGAAGCCUUCACUGAUUGAGUCAGUAAAAGCACCAAAAUCAAUGUUUGAAGAUGCUGAAAGAAUUUUGCGUGAGGUGCAACUGAAUAAGAAAUUCAUUGAAGAAAACCUUGAAGCAAUUGUUAGAGCAAAGGACAGUGCUUCUUUAUAUUCAGUAAUUGAUUCCUUAACUGCAAACAGUGAUGAAGCAGAGAAGAUUCGCAUUGGGAAGACUGUAGAUGCCUGGAUCACAGUUAUUGAUAAGGAUAUUCAGGGUGAAAUUGCAAGGAAGAAUUUUCUUCAAAGUAAAUCAAGGCAACAGGAACUGAGUGUUACGAGAAAAGGAUAUGAUGUUAAGGCUAUCAAAUUUAACAAAGACAUGAAGGAUAAAAUGCAAAAUAAACCAGAAUCAACAGCAAGCAGAUUCAUAAGCACAAUAAGAUCAGGACAGAAGCAAUUUGAGGAUGAUUGUGGAAAUAGGAACCAAAGAAGCAAGACUACCACACAGUCAUCACAGCAGAAAGAACAGAAAUCAAAGAUAUCUGUGGAUGAAUUUAUUUCAACCACCCCAGUGUUACAAGGUGAAGAUUACCUCAGAAAAGUAUACGGAAAAGCACUUUAUCAGGGCCAUCGCAGUACAUACAAAAAAGGACCAUAUUUGAGGGUGAACUCUCCGUUACCUAAAUCCAAAGCUCACAGGCCUAAAAUAAUUGAGAAUAUUAAGGGUGUCAAGGUGAAAUCUGCAAGAACACAAACUAUUCCCUCUGCACUCAAGGCAGACGUUAGUCCUGCAGUAGGACAGCAACAACUUUCCGCUCCACAUUUUCAUAACAACCAAUACCUUUUUAGUCCAUCUCAUCAGAUAACAUCUACAUCUGUCAUUUCAGGCCCAGUUGAAGGGCAUCUUGUCCCAAUGGCUGUUUCCCUAGGCAUGCCGCGGAUGGACAAUGGUGCUCCACAACCCGCAGACUUGAUUAUCAGCAGGUCACAUCCUACCACAGUAAUAACCUCAGUUCCUUCAUCUCCUCGGAAGUCACAGCCAAAGGUGAAAAAACCCAAUAUCGCCGUCAUGCACAUGAAGUCUGAGAAGAAGGAACCAGUCAAGCUAACUGUACAGGUGUUGCCGAAUAUGGAUAUUGCUAGUCUUCCUAGCAUCAGUCCAGCAGCAAGCCAAAGGUCAGCCAGCCCUGAGCUGCAACAGUUUGCACCAGCUCUGAAACAGUCUCCAGAACAAAGUGAAGAGGAGGAUGGAACUGGCUUCCCAGGAACAAACUAUAUUGCUGUCGCUGAUUUACCAAAGGACCCUGACACUGAUACUGAAUAUCAAGGAUCACCUGAACCAGCGAUAGAGUUGGAAGGCUUUGCUGAGUCCAUUUCUGCUUUGUACAAAGAUCCAUCAUUUCCUCCUUCUGUUCCUGUCCCUCAUCCAGUUGUUGAUAUUGUAGGAGUGAUAGAGCGCAAGGAAUCCAUAGAAAAUCAGCUUAUAGAGUGGGUCGAACAAGAACUCAUGUCCCGAAUCAUUAGUAAGAUGUGUCCUGUCCAACCUGUGGAACAUGUUAUUCAUUCCGAAAGUGAGGAGAGUGUGCUGUCAGGCUCAGAUAUUGUCGAAGCUGCUGGAGGAGGAGGCUUGCAGCUUUUUGUGGAUGCAGGCAUUCCUGUGGACUCUCAACUCGUUCGGCAGUUUGUAGAUGAAGCACUUGCUGAGAUAAUCGCCAUUAUGCUGGGGCAGCGCCAGAGUGAAAGUAAAACACUUGUACAAGAACCUCCUCAACAAAGAACACCUUCACCGAUAAUGCUGAUUCCAACACCAGUUCCAACACCAAGACAGACGCCAUCACCUCCAGCUAGAAAUGCUACCCUCAUUGAAACACCAGAGCUCACACCCCAAGGUUCUGUUGAGAACGAAUCAGAAUCUGAACCAGAAUUGGAACCUUUUGUGAAGUCACCACUAAAUGAUGUGGGACUGAAACCUGUGGAAAAAUCCAGCCCGGUCGUUACUCCUGUUAUCACACCGACUCCCACCCAUUCAAGAGUAUCCACACCUUCACCGAUCAUGCAGCCUAUCUUAAAGACAAGUUCAGCGCCUUCGCAGACUCCUCCAAAUCCCUGGGGAGAUGCAGAACUCCCCUUAGAGGAAGAAAAUCCUAGCCCGGCACAAGAUGCAGCACCACGGCCAAGAGCCAUUAUUAUGUCAGUCGCCAAUGACGAGGAACCUGAGAACUUAAUUUUGCCACCUCCACUCUCAACUGCCCCUGUCAUUCCUCCAAUGCACGUGCAAACUCCAGUACCCCAUUGUCCAUCAGAGACUCCAUCUGCGUCCACUGAAGAAAGUAGCUCAACAAUUUCCGCCACCGAAACCGAGACUGCUGAUCGAAAUAUCUCCGAGGGAGAGAUCCUGUUAAGCUAUGGGCAGGUGGCUGCAGCAAAAGCCUUGGCAGAAGGAGGUAUAUUUCUUCCAAACUUCAAUGAUACUCUGUCCAGUACUCUUCUUGAUACUCAAGAAAUGGAUGAAGAUCCUCCCAGUGUGGGACAAGUCAUCUCAAAGUCACGCAAAGGAUUACAUAAAUACUCAAUUGGCACAAUGUUAUCCAAAGUCGGCCAAUGUCCAUUUGCUCCGCAAGAAGUCCAUCACCCCGAGAACUCUGAUGAUGACAGCAGCACCGGGCAGAUUAGUGAAGGUCAGAUGCCCAGACUCACGAAAACAGCAGAAAGCAUCCUGAUUGGGCUGCCAUCUAACAUCAAACCUCUCUCAAUGGAUGGUGACAUAAACCUCCCGCGAACAAGACGCUCACCAUCUCCUGGGCAGCUUCACGUUCAAACAGAAAGGAAUGGAAGAGAAUCUGAAGCUAGCCAUGGACCUCUGACCUUGGGAGAUCUAGAAAUAGGCACAGGCUCAGCACUUCAGACCAGACAUGUGAUAGUUGCACCUCAGAAGACUCCUGUGACAGGCGAUAGAGGACAGGGUGAUGAUAUAGCACUAAUGGAGCAAAAACCAGCAGCUGCACGAGUGAUACAAGUUGAAAGUAGAACCAAGGAUUUCCGACCAGGUACUGAGGUUGAAAGGUCUUCUGGACCUCCAGCAGGCCCUUUGAAGAUGUCUGUAACUCUACCCUCCAUGAACGAAGAGGACCAAUCUGGCAGCAUUAGCACAUUAGAUGGUGAUGAUACUUCUGGAGCGGAAAUAUUUUGAUGCUUUGCAUCAUUUCCUUAUAAUAGUCUCUUUGCACUUUUCAUCUUUCUACCAAUUGUUUAAGAUAUCUUUUUCAUAUUUUAGUAUGCAGUUUUGAUACAUUUUUUUAUCUUGCAGUAUCAAGUUGCGACUAUACUGCUAAAUUAUUCCUUUUAAAUCAAGGAUUAUGACAUGCUAGAAUUUUUUAUUUAUAGUUGUGUUUUAGUCAUUAAUGAGCAAUAAAUUUGGAGGUUUGUUCAAUGGGAAGACAGAUAACAUUUACUCUUACGGAAAAGCAUUUAACUUAAAUGCAGUGUGUGUGUUUUCCUUUAUUCUGUCUCCCAGUCUAAUGUUUUUAAAGUAGUAAAAUACCAAUUACCAUUAAAAAUUGAAGUGAUAAACAAAUGUUUUUUUAUGGCUGGCAGUUAAAUAUGUUCUGCCUACAAGCUGGCAAAAGUUUAUUCAAGAAACAACCUCCCUCUUACAAAUAAUCCUAAACUCAUCAAUUAGCUGUGCAAUGAUCAUUAUUACAAUCAGUGAAAAUCCCUGAAAGCAUGUGAUACCCUGGAACAACCCUGUGGUACCCUGCACCACACGAUAUGAACAAAGUUCAUCCGGUUGUCAUGUGCUGACCUUUUUUUCGUUCAAGCGUGCCUUGCAGAGCAAUUGCACUUGGAUAUACCUUGCAGACUUAACACUGGGAGAGACACCUGAUAGCAAGCACUGACCAUAAAAGGGGAUUAGGGGCAAAUUAUAUCCUGAGUUUGGUUCAGUAUAACUUGGGACAACCUGCUUUGGACCUUUUGCAAUGCAAAACUGGUGUGCUUGCAAUCUUCCUGCAUUCUACAAGUUAUGUUUCCAAUUCACAACAUUUAAUCAUUAACUCUAUGUUAAUUUUAUGGGUGCAGUGGCAUUGAUGGAUUACGAGGAACAAGGGUGAAAAAGAAAACAGAGGUUUUAAGCCAAAAUGACACGACGAUUUUGCAGACACUGUUAUACAAAGCAGGUACUUUGAAACAUCAUCACAAAAUUAAUCAAAGGAAGUCUUCCUCUGAAUAUCCUCCUGGAUCGGAAUUAAGAUAAAAUGAACUAAUCACACUAAAACUGUUUAAACAACCAAUAGACUCGAAUUUCAACAUCCAUUAAGGAAAUUGACAUGAUCACUGCAGUUAGUUUCAUUAUUCAUAGAAAAUCAUUUGCAUUAGACACCCAUAUUCUGAUGAAUUUAGGAGUAGUGUCGUUGUGGUUACAAUUUUAGAUCUUAAAUUCUGAUUCCACACAACAACACAUAGAGACGUGUGUACAAAUCAGUGUUUAUGCUUCCAACAACAUGCAAAAUGAUCUAAAAAGU